Messenger RNA from Schistosoma haematobium, 7712 nucleotides. RefSeq lists its product as uncharacterized. Gene Ontology annotation, cellular component: centriole; centrosome. The record is from RefSeq and is a predicted model, not a curated record. NCBI's taxonomy places the organism in Eukaryota, Metazoa, Platyhelminthes, Trematoda, Strigeidida, Schistosomatidae. The coding region runs from base 145 to 3084 and encodes 979 amino acids. The transcript has 15 exons. Gene Ontology annotation, biological process: interkinetic nuclear migration; positive regulation of centriole elongation; centrosome cycle.
AUUUCAAAAUAAGGCCAGAAACGUACAAUCACUAUCGGCAAAAUAUUUUUAAAUGUCACCAGCAAGCUAUUACUACUUGUCGACUUGUUUGAGCGAAUCAAAUGAUGUUGAUAGGGAUAACUUACUAUUAUUUUAUCAUUCGAAAUGCAGUUGAAAGACCGUUGUUUAGUUGUUAUUGCACUAAUCACAGGUCGUAACUUUCCUAAUCGACCUACAUAUCAUUUAGUAUGUGAAGCCAAAUUCAAUAAUGAAGUUUUAUCAACUGAUCCAGUUGAACAUAAUGAAGAACCCCAAUUUGAACAGGAACUUGCUUGGGAUUUAGAUAAAACAAGUUUAAAACAACAUCGUUUACAACGGAGCGCAUUGAAAGUGACGGUAUCCGCUGUUGACAGCCAAUCACCAGUUAAAGAACCAAUUGGAUUUUUCAUGUUAGAUUUACGUUCAUGUUCUACUGAAAAAGUCUACAAAUGGUAUCGAAUUCUGCAUAGUAAAUAUAAAAGCAGUCCAGCUGUAUUUGCUUCAAUUUAUUUAGAUAUUGAAGGACAAGAACUUGUUCCCAAUCCAAAAAUCAAAACAGGUUUGGCGAUGAGCCUAUCAGAAGCUGAUUUAAUACCUCGUGUUUAUAAUUCAGAAGAAGACAAUCAACACUUUUCAGUACCUACAACAACGGCAAAUAUACAAUCAACAAAUAUCACUUGGUAUACAAUUGGUCCAAGGCGUUUAGCAAAAGAAUAUUUUAUGUUAACUUUUCAGUUUGAAGAAGCUUUUAAAUUAGAAUCAUUAAUUCCAAUUGAACAAAGUUUAUGUUCAGGUGAACAUAUUGGUGGAUUUCAUUUUACAUGUGAACUAUUUGGUAUUACAAUUUACUCUAAUCAAUUCAGUCAAUUAAUGCAAGUGAAAUUCAAUUCAAUCGAACAAACUUUCUAUAUUAAAUCAACAGUUGAUAUUCUACGUAUUUAUUUUGUGCAUAUUACUCCAUUAGUGAUCAAAUUUUGUUUUGGAAGUCAUGUAUUAGCACAUGCAACUGUUCCAGUAGAACAACUAAUACCGUUCAAUGAUCAUAUACUACAGAAUACUGCUGUAUUAAAUAGAAGUUUUGACCUUAUAUCCGAAGAAUCUGACCAACAAUUAAAAGAAUAUCAAAGUAAGCAUACUGAAGAUAAACCACGUGUCAAUAUAAACAUAACACUUCGACGAUAUCCUGAUAAAAAUGCAAUACAACAACGAUCGACCAUGACAAAUAAUAAUAAUAGUAGCAGAAGAUUGCGCAAUAUGACAGAUUCAUUGAAUCAUAUUUCUUCACUGAAUCUCGAUCCAUAUGCAGAUGUAAAUACAAUGAGUUCGAAUGUAAAUGAAAAUUAUGAUCAGUUUGUAACUUCGUUACCGGAGGGAAAAACACUUAAACAAUCCAGUAGAACACUUGAACGUGAUGACUAUUUAUGUCCAUCAAAACUGCUGAACGUUUAUCAGUCAAUGGAUGGUACACCCGAUUGGCAUCGUUAUUGUUACACUAUUGAACUAAGAAGUGUAAAAAAUAUUCAAGGUUUCGACCAUGAGUUACAACUUUACGCCAGAUAUGUAUAUCCAUUGUUUGGAAGUGGAGCCCCAGUUAUGACACUUCCACCGAUUGCCGUAGCCAGAAAUCAAGAGGUUAUUCUUCCGCAUGGGUUUUGUGCUUUCGAGUUUGCUGCAUCGCCUGAAGAAUUAAAAACUCGUCUUAAUGACAAUCCAUUGAAAGUGGAAUUUUUCGAUCGAUCACAAGGUACUUUAGCAACAGAUUCCUUCAUUGGAUAUUCCCUUAUACCUUUAGUAUCAGUCUUUGAAUCAUCAAUUGUUAAAGCCACAAAAGAAUCGUCUACUUUAGUCAGACGUAUAAAUGAUAGUGUUGACAUGUUAGCUGAACAAAGCAAUACAAAUGAAUUAAAAGUUGUUGGACAACUUGUCUAUUCAUUACAGUUAGAAGAUUUCGGUGCACAUAAUGUAGAUAGUAAUGCAUCUGUAUUGGAUAUGACAAAGGGAUUAGUUCAUCAAAUAAAUGAUGAAAUCAAGUCUGAACCAUCAGAUAUACGAUCAACCCGUGAAUAUCAAGUGGCUAUUGAGUUGGAACUGUGGCGUGCAGCAGAAGAAGCCAAAUUUACUGCUCAAUUAAAGAAACGAGAACAGACACUGAUGGCUACACUUGCUGAAGAAUGGCAUAAAAGAGAUAGUCAACGCGAAAUUAUAUGUCGUAAAAAGCUUUCUGAAUAUCAAGCUCUGGAGGAAAAAUUGCGCAAUACACUCAUUGAACUUGCUACUAGAGAGCGUCAGCUAACCGCAGGUGAGGCAGAAUUGGUACGCCUGAAACAAGAAAAUGCAAGGGAAUUGGAAGUUAGACGCAAAGAAUUGAAUCAACAGUCUCAAGUUCAGAUUCGUGAUCUAGAGAGUCAGAUGAAAUUGGAGAAAAAAAACUCUGAGCAUUGGAAGUCACAAAUAGUUGAAUGGCGAAGUAAGUAUGCUUCUCUGGAGGAAGAGAAUAACAGUCUAAGAAGUGAAAUAAACGGCAGAUUGAAAAAGUCGGUAGAUAACAAAGCGUCUAACGAAACACCUUCAAUAAACAAUGAAGUAGCCCGACUGACUGCAGAAUUAGCAGUUGCUCGGGCUACACUGUCCGAAACAGAAUGCCGUUUAGUUGAAGUAGAACGUGGUCGAGCAAGAUAUCGUCAGUUAUGGACGAAAUCUCUGCAUGAACUAGCCAAGGUAAAACAAGAAGCAGAUGAAGCUACUCGAAUUUCACUGGCACAAAAAGAAGCAGAACUUGAACAAAUAAAGUCUUACUACUUAAAUGUUGAUGAAAAACGACCAACUAGCCAAGAUUUAAAAGAACCGACAGAUGGUAACUUGGAACGAUCCAAAAUGAAUGAGGAAAUGACUACUGAAAUAAACGUUUCUGAUGUAAAGUCUGUGGUGGAUGAGAAAAUCGAAGCACAAAUAACUCGGCUGAUUGAAGAACGUGACGGUCUACUAAAUACUGGUGUUUACGAAAAUAGUGAUUCUUUAAUUGUUGAUCUUGAUCGACAAAUUAGAUACCUUUUAGGGAAAAUAUAAUUCCAUCUAUUUGCUUUUUAAUAAAUACAAAGCUACUUGUAGUCAAACAAGUUGUGUAUGAUAGAUCUAGUUUGCACUUUACACACAGAUAUGACGAGUUAUGAUCGACAUGCCAGACCUCACCCCACGUAUAAUGAGCUACUAGCAUUUGUCUCCUUUCAAUAAAAGAUGUGCAUAUAAUCGACGGAUGUCAUAUCUCAGAUCAUAUGAACUUGUGGAAUAAGCAGUUAGAAAUACUCCUGUGAAAGGUAAUAUCCCGCAUGGUUAUAUAGCAAUGCUAACCGGUGCUGGAGAUGGUUGGAAGAAAGUUAGGGGCGGCCAAACCAAAACGUGGCAUCAGUGCUUGAAGUCACUAACUUCUAGUCUUAGCCAUGUUGGUAGAUGCAGACUACGUGGUUGAGGUCCGCGUGACUAUCGUAGCCAAUGUUUGAAGACCCCGGGUGACAUGGCUCAGAAUAGAUCACAAUGGCGUCGGUGUAUACACUCUCUAUCUUCCCUUAAACUAUGAGAUUUAAAUCGCUUCAUGUCUUUCUACCAACUAAUUCUUUCUUCCCGUACUAUAUCCUUAUAUGCAAUCUUUCUUUUAUAUAUUACCACCUCUGAAUUAACUACUUUUAUGGUAUAGGAGUUGGUUGGAAGAAAGCUAGGGGCGGCCAGACCAAAACAUGGCACAAAUCCAUGAAGUCACUGACAAGUGGACUGAGUCAUGUUGGUAGGUGUAAACUACCUGGUUGGAGACCGCGAGAUGAUAGCAACCGAUGGUUAGAGACCCUGAAUGACAUGGCUCAAAAUCGUUUGCAAUGGCGCAGGUGCAUUCACCCUUUGUGUCCUCCCACAUUCUAAUCUGAUUUCUUUAUAUCCCUUUCUCGUUUCUUCUCUUCCCAAAUUUAUUUCACUAUUAUACUCUUUAAAUAACAUCUCCAAACACUAAUUUUCCCGAUUACUGCUUAUACUCUUAUUACCUCUACCACAACGGGAUUUGAGUCGACCAUUGCAUCUCUGUGCUAAUGUGGUGUGGCAAUUCGAACUGAUGUACGUACGUACGAAGUUCUACGUUGUUACUGACUGACUUUUAUGAAUCCGGUUUCCAUCUUGUGUUAAUGAGGCAUGGCAACUUGGACCGAUGCAUAUAUGUGCCUGGUCCUACGUUGUAGCUGACUGACUGCAUGAUUAUACUGUGGUUCGAGCAUUAGGUCAGAUUGGUAGUCAGUGAUUUUGCGGAAUUAUGUCGAAAACAAAGCAAUAGGCACCUCAAAAACACUUGGUGGUAAAGCAUGGUUUGCGUGCCUUAACUGCCUUAGCACUUCAAAGGACAGAAAAGAAUCCUGAGGAAGUUGAACAGUCGCCUAAGAUGUCUAAAACAUUACAAUUCAUAAGUAACUUCAUCAAGUAGCCGUGAUCAUUUACUCUAAGUUGGUUGUUUUUCGGUGUGAAAUAGGCUGUUGUAUAGCUUAUUCACCCAACUUAUGACAAAACCAAGCGUAAAGAUGCACGACAGUCCUGGUGGUUCAUAGCUUCCCAUAAGCCUCGAUAUAACUCAGUAUCCAGGGGAACCUCCAGGAAGUUGUUGUAAUUGCUCAUUAGGCUUUUCGGUUGACGUUGGCCGGCGACAAGACAAAUAUUCGGACCGGUGGAGCUCGAUAGCUUUCCCAAUUUUCCUUUAUAUACCUUCAAAUUAAGCACAGGACUUCUAUAGAGUCUGAGCUCUUGUAACUUGGAUUACUUGAACCCGUACUUACUUUGAGUCAGAUGAGCAUUUCACUUCACCUAGCUUUACUGCAAUAUCACGAUUUUUUACAAGGCCAAACCAAGUUCGUUACUUAUCAGUACAAAGUUGUGAUUAUUGAGCGUUAUUAGAAUUAUCAAGUGGUCAGUAGUGAGUAGCUUAGAGUGGCGAUCUUCGGGGUUCUAGUGUGAAGCUGGGACUAGUGUUGUGGGUUAAUUACCCACCGAAGACAAUGGAUGGUCGCGCAAUAUCUCGGACUGACUGAAGUUAUGCAUUAACACGAUUAAAUGCCGGAAGAGCGGUCUAGACGUUAAGCGUUCGCACACGAGAGCAGAGGUCUUGGUUUCGAUUCAUACGGGUGGAGUCAUGGAUAUGCACUGCUGAGGUGCCACCUACUAGGGCAGAACGGCCGUCCAAUGCUCCCAGGUUUUUAAUGGUAGUCAAUCACUGGUCGCUCUAUGAUUUCAACGAAUUCGUCAGCUUAUAUUUGCAACUAAGCACUUCCCCGUCAUGAUUUAUGAGACUGAUAAACAUCAAUUUGAAAGUACCCGUAAGGGUGUUCUCACUAUUCAUUUGCGAAUACUUGAAUGUCCAGGAAUUCUUACUUCUUUUAUUGUGGAGAAAAGCGACAAACUGUCCUCACCUUCAAAAAACUAUUCCCGAAUUUAUUUUACAAUAAUGGGGACAUCACAAUUAGGAGAAAAUUUUAAGACAACAAUAUCGAGGUAGUUACUUAAAACAAAUGGUCUACGAUAUACCUCUUACGGGUGAACGAAAUCGAACUCGGUGGUUCAGAGAAAAGCAUAGGCGAAUGAUGCCGACUCAUUCGACAAGCAACAGUUUGGAUAUUUUGGGGUGAAAUACAUCGAGCUGAAAAGCUCUCAAGAACUGUACGUAAAUUGCACGCCAAAAUGCGAAAUGAAUAAAUGGAAGUGUUGACAAUAAUCGACAGCGUCAAUGCUUAGUAAUUGUAAUGUGACUGAGCUGUAUAAUCCAUCCACAGCGUGGGAGGCUUCAUUAUUUUGCUUAGCACUAACACAACGUAACAUGAUCAAAGUGAGCUGACACAGCAGAGACAAACAUUGUAACUAGUUCUCGAAGUAAAAAACCCCUUACAAUAGCAGCUCACAAAAAAAAGUAAAUAACUGUGCUCAGUAUAAAACAACAUAGUAACGACAGGCCGUACGUUUAGGACCUACUAAUUUAUUUGAUCCGCCAAUAGUCUGCAUACUCCUGUGAUCUAAAAACGCUUCUGGAUUUAGUUAUCUUAGUACCUUGUGUGAUAUUGCCUAUCUAAUUAGAUGAAUGCGCAGUGACGUCAGGAUAACCUAUCAGGUAACACAGGAACUCAAUGGCCGUUAGCAUAUUCACUAAGCGUACCAUGUUUUUGAAACACAAGUUGAUUUUUACAACUCAGACAUGGUUGAGAAUUUAGAAUGAAAACAGGUAGCAGUUUGUGAUCUAAGUGUGAGGACAUAAUGUGACUUACGCAACCCAACUAUAAAUGCCUUGACGCGGUGGUCGGGCUUGCCUAUUGUGAUGACCCAACCGAACUAUAUAGGCUGGAACAUAUGUUCCUGUAGGUUCUACCAUGCCAGGCAGGUCGAUUGGAGAACGGUAAGACUAAGAGCAGCAACUCAAGGUCUGAGGGCAAAGUCGUACUGCUGACUGUACAGAGGUGUGACAGCAGUAAGGUGUUUCCUUCAGACAACCAGCAUGACAGCGAUGCUGCCUUCCCACAAGGAGGGGUGGGGUUAGAAAAGGUCGACCCUAAAAAUCUCACACCUCACGGAUUUCCGUCUCCGGCGGUAAGGCCCUUUGAAGAACGGAGCUAACACGUUAAAAACAUCUCGCAAAAAGACCGUGCGCGACCGGCCUCAAGCAGUUGUCCCUUGGGCUCUGCGGUCACGCUCCCAGGUCGUUAAGACCAACAAUAAUCUAAUUUCCUUUUCAGGCUCCUCAAGAAAUACCCUUCCACUGUGUGGGCAGCCGGGAAGUGAUAUCAGCGCUCGUACCCGUAACAGCACACGAGACCAAGUUGGUCACAUUCAAAUCCUAACUGACUGACAUUUCAAAAGGAUUUGAUAAAAUUAUAGCACCUAAUUCUCCCAAACAAGAACGACCGACUAACUACUUCUCAGACGGUGAAUGAAUGAAAGGCAAAAGCUAUCAAAAUAUUGGGUCAAGAAUGGAAUUAGAGAUUGAAUUGUACAGCGAACGAAAUCGCGUAUAAUGAUAAUAAAUCAGCCCACAGCUAUAGCUAUGUGAAACUAAACUAGGUAACAAUUCAUUUAUUAGGCACGCGUUCCGCCAACCAGUCAUAAUCUACAUGUGCUUUCGAUCCCAGAUGAUAUUCUAGAAGUCGCAAGGAAAGAAGCUUAUUUACGACACUUAGUUACAUAACUGUGGAUGACCAUGUGUUUCCGAUGCGUGAUGAAGAUACAGGAAACUUUCAAGAGUUUCGGAAGUCGUUGUAUUACUUUUUAUAUCACAAUGAACUACAUACUUCAAUUAUGCUACAUCAUUUGUUUAUUCAGCGAGAAAGCCUCUCUAAAAAUUAUAUUAACGUAAUUGUGCUACCUCAUAAAAUGCAACUUCUUCAUCCGUUAACCUUUUCCUCCGAAACCUCGGGUUAAUAAGAGAGGCUUCUACUGCCAACUCUGGAGGCACUGAUGAUUUCACAACAAACGUUGAGUUGAUGCGAGUUUGUGAAUCCCCAGAAUUUCUCGAACUUGAAGAGAACAUAUGUUAGUCGUAUAAAUUACAUGUUUAUGGAGUUUUUCAAUUGACUGCGGAACUUUAUUAGUGGCACAUGUUUCUUAACCUAAGAGACAUCUAUAAUAGUUACAUUUAUCUCACCAGGACAGUUAGACUAGACAUUUUCAAGUGACCGCGUGUUUUU